Suillus subaureus is the source of this 2637-nucleotide messenger RNA. RefSeq names its product kinase-like domain-containing protein. The transcript is spliced from 13 exons. Gene Ontology annotation, molecular function: protein kinase activity; ATP binding. The record is from RefSeq and is a predicted model, not a curated record. Bases 203 to 2191 code for a protein of 662 amino acids. Gene Ontology annotation, biological process: protein phosphorylation. Lineage: Eukaryota; Fungi; Basidiomycota; Agaricomycetes; Boletales; Suillaceae.
CUCCAUACCUGACGAGGUACCACACAGUGUGCCAGUAAUUAGCUGGUAACCUGGUGUACUUCGACUGUUAGUGGUUCGUCUUCACUGAUACUCUCCAGAAUCUCUACCGAAGAUGAGCUGAUGUACAUCUCCCGCAGCAUUGCUACAACUUCAAAACUGUCAUUGACCGUGUCUCAAGUUCUCCCUGCAUCUUUUCGUAACCAUGAAUAAUAGUGGCUUAUUCAUUUUCCACAGUUCCAAUCCACUCUCUACCUUACCCAACCUCACGAACCACAUAAUUACUCGCAAGGAUUCAUAUCCGCAGCAGGGAGCAUUUGGCAGUGUGUGUCAAUGUGUUUGGCGCCCCGACCUGUCCACGGAACUUGAGGUCGCAGUAAAGACUAUACGCGUGCCUCCUGAGAGGAGAAAUGAAAUCGUACAUCAGGAUUUAAUCACAUGGAGACGAUUGAACCACGAAAAUAUAGUUCGUAUUUUUGGAGUCGCAUCGGGAUUUGGCCAUCCGACCAAGUCCAUUCCCUUGGUGUCCACUUGGUCUCCAAAUGGGACGCUUACUACUUUUCUUGCUAGUCAGCAUGAUACAUUUAACCACAGACAACAGUUGGAGCUUGUAAUGCAUACAUCUCAGGUGGUGCACGGUAACCUUUCAAGCAAUAAUGUGCUGAUUGAUAGCCGGGGCAAAGCACGCCUCACUGACUUUGGUCUGUCCACCGUAUGUGGUGGCUUAGCACAAUGUGCUGUGUAUAUCGGAUCCCCUGGAGCUAUCCGUUGGGCUGCUCCGGAGCUCAUCAUUGGCGUUGGCCAGCAUUCUACCUUUGAAAGCGACAUAUAUUCCUUUGGCAGUAUUAUGCUACAGACCGGCCGAGCACCUAUUAUCAAAAAACUUACCGACAGGCAAAUUCCAAGACGACCCUCGAGUGUCUCUCAAAACCAUUGGGCUUUCAUUCGGAGGUGUUGGUUGCCGAGUCCAUCCUCUCGUCCAUCUACCUCCCAAAUUGACGACUUUCUGAAGAACCCCCAAACACAUGUUUGGCGCAGCCCUGAUUCAACCUUUUGUCAUGCUGUAGGAUCCAUGAUUCGCUGGAUUACCACACGGAUCGCUAGUCUAGCCCUUUAUCGCCAAACGGAGCCCAGAAGUGAUAGAGCCCCCCAACUUUUGAACAACACUGCAACUAACCCCGCAGCCAUACGCAGGAAUAUUGAGCCAAGCAGUAAUCAAGACGUUUUAAUUCUGAACGAAUAUACAAUCUCCGAUGCGUUCGUUUACGACGACACCAGGAACAAAGAUUUUGAUGUUGAGACGAAUAGUGCCAACACAUCCACGCGUCCUAACUUGGAAAAAAAGGCUAAGCCCCAGGCUUUUGAGGGCGAUCUUGUUAACCAGAUUAUUCGACUUCAUGAUUUUGCGGUAUCAACCGGAGGGUUUCGUGACAUCUGGCGCUGUGACCACCAUUGCGCUGGUUCAGGGAAAGUACAGGUAGCUGUUCAGGUGAUACAUCUCGACUCCGCACAACCUGAGUUGCGAACGAAGCUACUUCGGCGGCAUCAAAAGUGGCUCAAACUUGAGCAAAGAAAUCUUGUUCGCUUCUUUGGCCUGACCUCCAGUUUCGGUGUCUUUCCUGCCUUGGUCACCGCAUGGAUGAGACAGGGAACUCUAACCAAAUACUUGGACAAACAAUACCCGUUUCUUUCGAUGUUGUCCAAGUUGUCCCUUGUUCGUGUUUUGGUAACAGCCAUCCUGCUCCACUCCCAAAAUAUCGUGCACGGUCAUUUAACUGGCUUCAAUGUGUUGAUUGACGAGAGCGGAAGGGCUUGUUUAUCCGAUUAUGACCUUGCGGACUUGCUUGUUUCACAUUAUUCAGUGGUUCAAGAGCCAAGAUGGACCGAUCCCGAGUUGAUCUGCGGGGAUACGUCCCAACUACCCGCGGUGUCAGCUGAUAUCUAUGCCUUUGGUUGUAUUAUGCUUCAAAUACUGGUAAGGAAAUUGCCCUAUUGGUGGAUCCGGAACUCCCAUGUGGUCUUGGCAAAGUACGAGAAACAGCUGCCGAUGCAGGAUGACCCCGACGUUCCCAAGCUCGAAGAAUGCCACAAAGAAUUUCUUAAACGAUGCUGGGCCCCCACUCACUCCCGCGCAUCGAGCGCUGAAGUAGCUGAAUUUGUGACUGCUCAGCUCCGCGCAUUGGAUGAGUCAUAGCAUCGGUGAUCGCUCCUUUGAAUAGCGGCAUAACAGAGUUUGCUUGGUUUUUUAUCCAGUUAAUACUUUUCGAGUAAUGAGCCAGAUGGCACCGAGCGUGCAGAUGAGCGGCGAACUCCCAUUUUCUACGCACUCGUUUACUCGUUGUCUCUCUCGAAUCCCAUAGUUUAGCAGCUUAUUUUAUUUCUGUCCCCAUCCUAUUUCAUUUCGUUUUCGCCAUACGAACUACCAUUAUUCUCAGCCAUUGGUGACUGCAGUCGCGUUCACAUUUUCAUUCACUCUCUCUCUAGCCGUCCAAGCUGGAUUCUUGUAAUUGGUAUCACGCAUAUGCUUAAUUGUGUUAUUUAUAUAUUGCAGACAUACCUUUGUCGAGAAUAUAAGUAGAUCAUACUCGGCUCAUAGGGUACUCGUGUCGCCUUCUCAGAUGUGUCCCUACUAUUUCAUGC